AUGGAAGCUGACGCAGAGGCCGUUUACAUCGUCGAUGAUGACCCUGCGGUGCGUGAUGCGCUAUCCGUCCUGUUCAACAUGGAAGGCUAUGUUGUUGAAACCUUCUCUGACGGAGACACGUUCAUUCAGUCCGCGAGCAAGUCGGUUCCGGCAUGCGUCAUGCUGGACGUUCAUAUGCCCGGCAGGUCUGGUAUCGAGAUCCUCAAGGCAUUGAAUGCCGAGAAUUAUCCCGCACCGAUAUUCAUUAUCUCCGGCCAGGGCGACAUUCCGAUGGCUGUUGAGGCAAUCCGAAACGGAGCCUUCGACUUCAUUGAAAAACCCUUCUCCGCGGAAACUGUUCUUGACCGUGUCAAGGAAGCGAUCGCGGCGAUGAAACAGCGGGAAGACGAAGACAGGUCCCAAACGUUCGAGGGAGCAGACUUGCUCACCCGCAGGGAGCUCGAAGUACUCAAGCAGAUCACGGACGGGGCCUCGAACAAGGAAGCUGGCAGGACACUUGGGAUAAGCCCGAGGACCGUCGAGGUUCAUCGUGCCCGGAUCAUGGAAAAACUGGGUGCGCGCAACGCGGCGGAUCUGGUCAGGAUUGUGCUGGGGCAUCCAGCAGCCGGUUGA
This is a messenger RNA of Effrenium voratum, 612 nucleotides long. The record is from the annotation of a GenBank genome assembly. Lineage: Eukaryota; Dinophyceae; Suessiales; Symbiodiniaceae.